AUGUGUACGACAUGCUUUAGCACCGAUUCGGGAGAUGGGGAUGAUUUGAACGGGUUGGAGGAACCUCUGACUGAGGAAGGGGAUAGUGGCCAUGCAGACAGUGAAUACAAAGGAAAGGAUGGUGGUGGAAGCAAUAUGCAUGCUUCCGCAGAGGAUCAGGCAAACUCUGAGAAUGUCAUGGAUGCGUAUGCAAAGGGUAUUGGUUUUGCAGUGCAAAAGGGAGAUUCUAUUAAAGACGAGGAGGGGAAUAUUGUUAGGAAGAUUUUCUACCACAAUCGACAAGGGCUGCGUGAAAAGAAGCAUUACGAGCGAGUUGACAAAAAAAGGACUCAUAAACCGGAGAUGAGAACGAAUUGCAAUGCCAAGCUUGUGGUGUUUCUGGAGAAAAGUUGUAGGAAAUGGCGGACGAAAACAUUGGUCGAGGAACAUAAUCAUGAGUUGGCACCCCAAGAGUUCACUAAUGUCAUGGCUCCACAUAGGAAGAUCCCAGAAGGGCACAAAGCGCAUAUACAUAGCAUGCAUGAAGUUGGGUUCCAAACAACUCAAAUAAUGGACUUCUUUGCCCACAUGUGUGGUGGAUAUCGGAAUCUUAACUUCAUAAGUAAGGACUUGUAUAAUUAUAUGGAUGGAGUUAAGCAAUCCAAGAUCGUCGAGGGAGAUGCAGCGGCAGCAAUAAGCUACUUGAAGGGCAAGGCUGAGUUGGAUCCGAUGGCAGUUGUGCAGUACUCUUAUUGCGCUGAGAAGCACCUUGAGCACCUAUUUUGGUCAGAUGGUAACAUGCAGCACGACUAUGAAUGCUUUGGUGAUGUGUUAGCAUUUGACUCGACGUACAAAAAAAACUUAUACAACAGGCCUCUUGUGAUAUUUUCGGGCACCAACCAUCACAGACAGACAAUUAUUUUUGGGUUUGGUUUGCUAGAGGACGAGAAGAUUCCAUCCUACAAAUGGUUGUUAAGUAGCUUCUUGGAGGUACUGAGGCACAAAGAGCCGAAAUUCGUUGUCACAGAUGGUGAUGAAUCCAUGCGAGAGCCCAUUAAAUGUGAAUUCCCUAAUGCGACACACAGACUAUGCACCUGGCAUCUUGCUCGAAAUGCAGUUGUUAAUAUAAAGGACAAAGAUUUUUGUGCUGUGUUUAAGACUGCUGUGUAUGGUCACUUUGAUGAGGAAGAGUUUGACAGAUAUUGGGUGGACAUGAUCACGUCAUUCGAUUUAGAGGACAACGAUUGGGUCGCAAAGACAUACGAAAAGAUAGAGAUGUGGGCAAAUGCUUAUUUGUGUGAGAAGUUUUGUGCCAGCAUUCGAACCACUUCUCGGUGUGAGGGUAUUAAUUCAUCACUUAAGAAAUUUAUCAAGUCCGGAAAUUGCAUAAUUGAGUUGGUCGAGAACCUGGAUCGAGUAGUUAAAGAUUACCGGAAUAACGAGUACAUUGCAGAUUGCAAGACUCUUUACUCAAAUCUAGUGAUGACAACGGGUCUUGAAACAUUGGAAAGAUCUGUGAGCAAGUUCUACACGAGGGAAAUAUUCAAUGAGGUGCAAAAACAGAUCGAGGGAGUUGGGGCAUUGUUAGUGUUGCACAGGGACAGUAUCGGUGGCACCGAGAAGUUCAUGUUCCAAAAGUAUCGAAAGCCCCAUCAUGUGUACUCAGUUUUCAUGGAUAGAAGUUGUGAUAAGUAUGAAUGUUCUUGUAAGUUGUGGGAGAGAUUAAGGAUACCUUGCUGCCAUAUAUUUUGUAUCCUAAAAGAGCCAGAGAAAGAAGAUUUGCCGAGCCGAUUGGUCCUGCGUAAGUGGUGCAAAGAUGCCAAGGUCGCCAAUAGUAGUAGUCAGCAUGCCUCAGUCAAUCCGACGGAUGGAUUUCGCGUUAGAUACGGUGCAUUGUGGAGUGCCUACCUGUCGCUGUGUUUUACAGCCGCGCAAUGCACGGAAACAUACAACACUGCCAUGACAGAGGUUACCAGAAUGUCGAGGGAGUUUGCAUCUCUAGGUGGCAUAGGCCAAAGGAGCAGUCGUGUUCAAGCAGGGGCGGAUGAAACUCACAUUCUCGACCCAAAGAUUAUCAGGUCCAAGGGUGCACCUCGGGGGAGCACAAAUGCCAAUAACGGGAGGCGUUGUAGGCGGUGUCUUGGAUUAGGCCACGACAAAAGAAAUUGCACGGCCACGGAUGACGAUGUUGUUGAUGAGGAUGGUGGAUCCGACCGUAGGCCAGUUUAUAAUUCCGGAAAGAGGUCACGACAAAACUAG
Molecule: messenger RNA, 2238 nt
Organism: Arachis ipaensis
Lineage: Eukaryota; Viridiplantae; Streptophyta; Magnoliopsida; Fabales; Fabaceae
Product: protein FAR1-RELATED SEQUENCE 5-like
Molecular function (GO): zinc ion binding
Source: RefSeq, a predicted model, not a curated record